CUGUAAAUGACAACAGCUUUCCAGUUAAGUGCCAGGCAUUUCUUUUUCUAAGACUCUGCAACAUUAGCGUGAUGCUGUUUUUCUUAUUGGGGGUGUCACUUGGAGCUGUCUCCCCUUCAGCUAACCAGGUGAUGAAGCUGGAGUGUGGCAGCUGUCCAAUGUUCUGGUACAGCUUCAACGGCCGCUGCUACAAGUAUGUUGCCACUCGUAUGAGCUGGGCUGAUGCAGAGUUUCACUGUCUGUCAGAGAAAGCAAACCUGGUUUCCAUUCACAGUCAGAACGAACAGAAGUUUGUGAAGAACCUGAUCAAGAACUUUGAUCCUGCUCAGGGAGUCACCUGGAUCGGACUCUCUGAUCUGCACAAAGAAGGCAGAUGGAUGUGGUCUGAUAUGGGACUGUGGCAAGAUAUGCUCUUUGGACUCCAGGAGAACCCAACAAUGAUCAUGGAAAUGGGCACUGUGUGCAUACCAGCUUUGGUACUGAGAAGAAAUGGAACGAUUGUCCGUGCUCUGGGCUUUAUCCCUCUGUUUGUGCUUCCCGUGUAUCAUUAUGUAAUUGAUUUAACACAAAAAAGAAGGCUGCGGUGGUUCCUCCUGAGCAUGUGUCCUUCCUCAGUCCUCACUUCAAAAGAUCUAGGUCCAGCCUCCUGGAGUACAGUUGCUUUCCUGUUCCAUCCAUCUUGAUCCUGGAUUCGUACAACAUCAUCCUUGGCGGUUGGACUGAGGCGUUUUUUUGACUUGUCAUAACGUUGUUUCUGUUUCCAUUUCAUGUUCUCCAAUUUCAG
Messenger RNA from Cyprinodon variegatus (sheepshead minnow), 784 nucleotides. RefSeq names its product snaclec agkisacutacin subunit B-like. The transcript has 2 exons. Bases 72 to 683 code for a protein of 203 amino acids. The record is from RefSeq and is a predicted model, not a curated record. NCBI's taxonomy places the organism in Eukaryota, Metazoa, Chordata, Actinopteri, Cyprinodontiformes, Cyprinodontidae. Gene Ontology annotation, molecular function: signaling receptor activity.